AUGGCGAUCCUCGGUGCCCUCACUACGAUAUACACGCCUAGCGGCGUUGGCUGCUCGUCAAACACGUUGCAGUCGAUGGUAUAUAUACUUGGCUCCAGCAAGGAACCAUUAAUGAUUGCUUUCCAUCGAGCUAUGAUCCUUACGACCUUGAAUAUUAUUCCCCUGGCAUAUGUUUGCAAGGUUAUCCUUAUGCAUGCAGAGUAUCACGACUACAAGAAUCCACCUACUAAUGAGUGUAUCGCCCGCAGUGGAUUCACUUGCCGCGGCGGACGAGAUGGCCUAUCAGAUCCCAAUGCUUGUGGUUCCGCUUUGCCCUCUGAUAGUUCCUUUGUAGUGCACGUCAUAUCCUACAUUGGCGACUCCAGCAUUCCAUCUACGGUUGGUACAACCACCACUUUCUAUGCGCUUGGUAAUAUCGUUCUUGCCAAAGGGCUCAUCGUAUGGAGAGGCAAGGAUGACCCUGAGUGGCCUCCAACAAAUUCCGCGGGCAGUGUCACGACUACAAUAAGUGCCUCCAUCACAACAGCAAGUGUACUGCCCAUGCCAACAUCGAUACCGACUAUGACAAGCACAGAACCUCCCCCGAACAGUGGCACAUCUUCCACUGCGAGUGAUCUUAGUAUUGGUGCUAAAGUGGGCAUUGGCGUUGGUGUGUCGGUGGGCAUCUUCGCAAUUCUCGGUGCGAUAGCGAUAGGAUACCUAUUUGGCAGACGAAAACGACGUUCCACCCUGGGCAAUUCAACCGUAGGCGGUGAUGAUGUUGGCGAGAUAAAAAAAGGUGAACGGGAGAUACAAAAUGUACAGGAGAUGGCGACCCAAAAGGAGCCGGUAGAAUUAAUGGCCCAUUAA
This is a messenger RNA of Hypoxylon fragiforme, 849 nucleotides long. RefSeq lists its product as uncharacterized. The transcript has 2 exons. Bases 1 to 849 code for a protein of 282 amino acids. NCBI's taxonomy places the organism in Eukaryota, Fungi, Ascomycota, Sordariomycetes, Xylariales, Hypoxylaceae. The record is from RefSeq and is a predicted model, not a curated record.